AUGGGACCGGGCUCACCUGUAGGACCGGGCUCACCUGUAGGACCGGGCUCACCUAUAGGACCGGGCUCACCUAUAGGACCGGGCUCACCUAUAGGACCGGGCUCACCUAUAGGACCAGGCUCACCUAUAGGACCAGGCUCACCUAUGGGACCGGGCUCACCUAUGGGACCGGGCUCACCUAUGGGACCAGGCUCACCUAUAGGACCAGGCUCACCUAUGGGACCGGGCUCACCUAUGGGACCGGGCUCACCUAUGGGACCGGGCUCACCUGUAGGACAGGGCUCACCUAUGGGACAGGGCUCACCUAUGAGACCGGGCUCACCUAUGGGACCAGGCUCACCUAUGGGACCGGGCUCACCUAUAGGACCGGGCUCACCUAUAGGACCGGGACCAGGCUCACCUAUGGGACCGGGCUUACCUAUGGGACCAGGCUCACCUAUGGGACCGGGCUCACCUAUGGGACCGGGCUCACCUGUAGGACCGGGCUCACCUAUGGGACCAGGCUCACCUAUGGGACCGGGCUCACCUAUGGGACCAGGCUCACCUAUGGGACCAGGCGCACCUGUAGGACCGGGCUCACCUAUGGGACCGGGCUCACCUAUGGGACCAGGCUCACCUAUGGGACCAGGCUCACCUAUGGGACCGGGCUCACCUAUGGGACCGGGCUCACCUAUAGGACCGGGCUCACCUAUGGGACCGGGCUCACCUAUGGGACCAGGCUCACCUAUGGGACCAGGCUCACCUAUGGGACCAGGCUCACCUAUGGGACCGGGCUCACCUAUAGGACCGGGCUCACCUAUGGGACCGGGCUCACCUGUAGGACAGGGCUCACCUAUGGGACCGAGCUCACCUAUAGGACCGGGCUCACCUAUGGGACCAGGCUCACCUAUAGGACCGGGCUCACCUAUAGGACCGGGCUCACCUAUAGGACCGGGCUCACCUAUAGGACCGGGCUCACCUAUAGGACCGGGCUCACCUAUGGGACCGGGCUCACCUAUGGGACCAGGCUCACCUAUAGGACCGGGCUCACCUAUAGGACCAGGCUCACCUAUGGGACCGGGCUCACCUAUGGGACCAGGCUCACCUAUGGGACCGGGCUCACCUAUGGGACCAGGCUCACCUAUGGGACCAGGCGCACCUGUAGGACCGGGCUCACCUAUGGGACCAGGCUCACCUAUGGGACCAGGCUCACCUAUGGGACCAGGCUCACCUAUGGGACCAGGCGCACCUGUAGGACCGGGCUCACCUAUGGGACCGGGCUCACCUAUGGGACCAGGCUCACCUAUGGGACCAGGCGCACCUAUAGGACCGGGCUCACCUAUGGGACCAGGCUCACCUAUGGGACCAGGCGCACCUAUGGAGGGCAGAAUCAUGAGCCACCAACUUGACUUUAGCAUCUCCUGA
Candidula unifasciata is the source of this 1404-nucleotide messenger RNA. NCBI's taxonomy places the organism in Eukaryota, Metazoa, Mollusca, Gastropoda, Stylommatophora, Geomitridae. The record is from the annotation of a GenBank genome assembly.